AAAUGUUUUAAUUGUACCAGCCUCCACCACUUCCUCUGGCAGCUUAUUCCAUACAUGCACCUCUUUCUGUAUGCAAACGUUACCUCUUAGAUCCCUUUUAAAUCUUCCCCCCUCUCACCUUAAACCUGUUCCCUCUAGCUUUGGACUUCCCUACCCUGGGGAAAAGACCUCGGCUAUUCCCCCUAUCCAUGCCCCUCAUGAUUUUAUAAACCUGCAUAAUGUCACCUCUGCUAUGUGCAGAGACUGCUUUGGGACUUGGGGUUACUGACUCAGUGACACUACCACAAAGCUGGAGUCUGACCAAGUAUAUGACCGCGCCCCCACACCCCCGCACUCAUCACUGACGGAGAGUUUCACAGCCGCAGCACCGCUCAAUGCCACGUGAACAGUGGCCACUCAGUCACACGCCAGAGCUGUUGACAGGCGGCACCAAGAUCUGUGAGUGAGCAUCUGUCAGUGGUUUCUAAACUGGCAUGCUGUCUAAACAGGAAUCAGCUGAUGCAUCUCUCCUGCUGAUGCCUGUCUCGUGUUCCCUGUGUGAAGGCAGGUCUGAAACACAUUCAAAACAUCAGGCAAAUCCUGACACCUCCCUCACACGGAACUUCACAUCAGCUCUGCACUCACCCUGUCAGCUGUGACUGGGCAGGAACAUGGACCUCCUCAGAGGGCGGUGAGGAACUCACAACGGUGGGCAUGGAGACUGGAGUCACAUAUGGUCCUGAUCAGUACUCUGCCACGUCCUGCGUCGCACUCUCUGAAGCCGGUUUGAUCAUGAGAGGACAGUAAUCAGAGAGACUCCCUGUCGAUUACCUUCUGCGCAAAACAUUGCUUUGAAAAGUGUGUUCCCGGGAGUCUGUGGCUAGGAUGCUCCCAGGGUUCCCUUUGCAAUGAUGAACAGCAGCCAAGGUGCGAUGCUAACCUGUAACAUUAGCUACGACCAGGGCACAGUGCCACUGGUCACUGUCUACAGCCUGGUUCUUGCCAUUGGGGCCCCUGCCAACCUCGUGACCUUGUGCCUGUCCUUGGUGAAGAUCUGCAGGAAGAACGUCCUGUCUGUGUACCUGUUCACCCUCUCGCUGUCUGACCUGCUCUACAUGGGCACCAUUCCCCAGUGGAUCCUGUACGUCAAGAACCACAAUAAGUGGACGCAGAGCGACACAGCCUGUCAGCUGACUGGCUUCAUCUUCUUCAACAACUUGUACAUCAGCAUCCUCCUGCUGUGCUGCAUUUCCACUGACCGCUGCUUGGUCGUCCUCUACCCCAUCGAGUCCCAGUGGCGACGUCGACGAAGGACAGCGGUGAUGGUGUGCAUUGGCGUCUGGCUCCUCGUGAUGAUGGUCCACCUGCCAGUCUUCUUCCUGUCCAGUGUGAAGAGCGCCAAGGAGAAGAACGACUCCUGCUUCGAGACUAUCCCCAUGCCCCCGCUCGUGGCCAAGUUCAACUAUGCCCGUUUUAGCGUGGGCUUCUGCAUCCCCUUGUUCAUCCUGGCUCUCACCAACCUGCUGAUCUUCCGAAGGAUCCAGGCCAGCCCGUGCCUCAACAUCCGUGAAAAGACCAAGGUGAAGUACCUGGCUAUCGCCAUCAUAUUGAUCUUCCUCGGUUGCUUUGCACCAUACCACCUCGUCCUCCUCAGCAGAGCCAUCGCCUUCUCCCUGUAUAAGGACAGCUGCUGGUUUGAGGAAAAGAUCUACAACGCCUCCACCCUCUUCCUCUGCCUGUGCACCAUUAACAGUGCCAUCAACCCGAUUCUCUACAUGUUCUCCUGUGAGAGUGUCAGGCAGGAGUUCUGCAGAGAGGUCCAGUCCAUCAGGAACCACUCCAGUCGCCGGAGCAACAGGACAGAGAGUUACAUUCUGAGGAACGGACAGACCUCAGGGACAUCUGUGUAUAGAAUGGAACAUAUUGCCAGUGAAAACUGACCCGAGAUUGGACUAAGAACUUGCCUUCGCAAACCGACACUUAACAUCAUCUUGUUCUCAUUAAACGCGACUGGAUUGCAGAGUAAGCUUCAACAGACUCACGUUAGUGGGCAGCUAGGAAUGGUGUGCAAAUUUCAGCGAGCACACAAAACAGUGGAGUCUUCUGUGUGUUCCAUGCUGCCUGGAAGCACCCCAGCAAUUCCGUCUCAGCAUUGCUCAUGUGCUGGAACCCCUUGUCUUACUACCUCAACCCAGGACCAAUGCCCACACUGGGAAGGAGAUUGGGGUGAGACUUGCUCCCAGUCUCACCUGAAGGUCGUCUUGAGACCACUCCAAGUGAUGUGAACAGUGUACUGGGACAUAGCCUGUGUUUCCAGUGGUUUGUCUGUUACUGUGGGAUUAUCGAACUGGGAAUCAUUGGGAGCGAUAAUCGACAUGGGACGGUGCGACUCCAAAAUUGGUCAGAGCAAACCAUGUGCCCUGUCAGCAAAUCUCGUGCUUCCUUCAGCCCCUGGGACAAUGAGCAAUGGUGAUGUGGGUCAGUCAGCCUGACUCCAACCACUCCAACAUCACUUUGACCAAUGUCCAUCUGUUCACUCCUUAAUGCCAGCAAUAGUCAGGCAAUACAGCCUGCCUGAGAGUCUAGUCAAAGAGCAAAGUCAAUGUCAAGGAUUGUACCUUUGGGAUAGUCUGGAUCAAUUCCCAGUUGCUUACAAUAGUCAGUGUCCAGAAUUCUGUGCAGGUUGGCCAUUUCCUUCAGGGAGCUGUGUGCAGCAAUGUUAUUGAACACUGGGUGAUGAUUUGCUCUUUUCACUGGGUACAUCUAGUUUCUAGAAGGUUCUUAACAGCCACGAAGCCUGCCAUUCAGUGGGACAAUGGCUGUCUUUAUUUAAACUCUCUGAGUUAGCUCAACAUCUUUGAACACUGCUGGCCAGCAAAAAUCUAAAACUUGCCAUUAUCCAUCGAGUGAACACCAAUUGUAUUUAAUGCACACAGUUCACAGAUCCUGCCCUUUGAAUGAACACACAGUUCCCAAAUUCCCUCCUGAAUACCGUCACUCUGGGGCCUCAGGCUGUAAGGUCUUAGGAGGUAUGAGCAUGAUCUUCUUACUCAGUUCCUCAAACCUGCCCCGACAUUCCAUACAAUCUGUUCUGCAGAAGGGUCACGGUCUGAAAUGUAAGCUUUGUUUUCUGUCUCCACAGACGCUGCUAGACCUGCUGAGUUCCUCCAGCCAUUUCCAUUUCUGUUUCGGAUUUCCAGCAUCUACUGCUCUUUUGCUUUGUCAAUGCAACCCAAAUUUUGUCGGCUGUACCAGAAUUCCAUAAAAGAUUAAGAAUCUAUCUCAGCCUUAAAUAAACUCAAUGAUGGGCCAACCACUACUCUCAGGAGCCCUCAAGAUAUUUAACAAGUACUUUGAUAAGUGUAUACAACACCAUAGCAGACAAGGUAACAAACCAAGUGCUAGGAACUGGGGUUAGAAUAGAUGGCUGUUUGAUGAUCAGCAUGGCAUGAUGGGCCAAAGGGCCUCUUUCCUCAAUGUAACAACUUUUUAUGACUCUCUAGAAAACAGAAUUCCAAACAUUCACAACAACGAAGGAAAGAAAUUGCUCUUCAUCUCAGUGGUCAAUGACCUCUAACCUUGGGACUGCGACCCAUGCCCUCUAUUGUCCAACAAGGGGGCAAACAAUCUCUUAGCUCUUGAUGGGGACAGUGUAGAGGAAGUUUUACUCUGCUUCUAACCCCAUGCUGUCUCUGCUUGGAAGUGUUUGGUAGGGGACAGUGUAGGGGAAGCUUUACUCUGUAUCUAACCCUGUGCUGUCCCUGUCCUGAGAUGGAACCUUUGGUAUCUCACCCUCAGAGUUGUUGGCACAAGCACUGAUUAUUUCCUUUGUCGGUUCUGACAAUAUUGAUGUCAACUUAACAUUUUUUAAUCAUUCACAAGAUAAGGGUGUCACUGGCUAGGCAGCAUUAAUUGCCCAUCCCUAAUUGCCCAGAUGG
Messenger RNA from Chiloscyllium plagiosum (whitespotted bambooshark), 3917 nucleotides. Lineage: Eukaryota; Metazoa; Chordata; Chondrichthyes; Orectolobiformes; Hemiscylliidae. The record is from RefSeq and is a predicted model, not a curated record.